Molecule: messenger RNA, 261 nt
Organism: Entrophospora sp. SA101
Lineage: Eukaryota; Fungi; Glomeromycota; Glomeromycetes; Entrophosporales; Entrophosporaceae
Source: the annotation of a GenBank genome assembly
AUGAAUCAUCAAACGGAUAAUUUGGCCAUCAUGCUCGAUACAAAAAAUGUAAAUGAAGGACUAACAACUGCUUGUCUUGGUAUUCCACCAACGAUCAGUGAAGUGAUUGAUAUAAUAAAAAAUUCAGAUGAAGGGGAUGAAAUUGAAAGAACUUAUAUAACAACCGCUUGUUAUCGUUGUAAGAAACGUCAUAUAAGGUGCGAUGACCAAAGGCCUUCAUGUCAAAACUGUAAAGAAAAGGGUCGUGAGUGUAUUCACUGA